AUGACGAUAAAAAGUUCAGAGCCAUGGUAUUACAGCUCCUUGCCUCGUACUGCAGAUAGAGAUCCAGAAUUUAAUAAACUAAUGAACGUUAUUUGGGAAGGAUAUAUAAAAAGUGAUCCCGAUGGAAAAAUGGAUCCUGUAUUUGAUUUAGAUCUUAAGGCGUAUGAUGAACACAACGUGUUUAUCAUAAAUCUCUUUGAUAUUCUAAAAAGGCUUCCACCAGCUCAGCAAAAACGCAUUUGCGCGGAUAUAAUUACUUUAGCAACUAAAAUUGCUGGACCACAGGGCGCAUUGACUCGGUUGACAAGAGGUGCAAUUAAAUUUAGUGACCGAGCUGGUUAUCUUGCUCAUGUGACCAUUGUCUCUGUUCUAUUAUCAUGGGAAGCUCUUCAAAGUAUCUCUCUCUGGUGGAAGGGUGAAAUAUCUGGCCAAAGAUGUGCGAAAAACAUUAUUGAUGCUGCGUCGACUGUUGCCGGUGGUGUUGGUGGUGGAGCACUUGGCUCAACUAUCGGUACAGUUAUAUCUCCUGGUGUAGGUACGUUUAUCGGUGGACUCAUUGGCGGCAUGAUUGGCUCUAAUGCUGUUGCUACAUUAUCGAAAUGGCUUACCGAGCAUCUCUUUGAUUUGCCACCGACUGUCGCAUUGGAGAACGCAUACAACUUUCUAGGUCUUACAGCAUCUUGCACAAACAGUGACAUUAAUACGGCGUACAGAAAAUUGGUUCUCUUAUAUCAUCCCGAUAAAGGUGGCCCCCCAGAAUAUUUUUACAAAUUGCAAUAUUAUGUUGCUAUAAUCAAGCAAGCACGCGGAGAAGGGCUCUAG
Molecule: messenger RNA, 822 nt
Organism: Didymodactylos carnosus
Lineage: Eukaryota; Metazoa; Rotifera; Eurotatoria; Philodinida; Philodinidae
Source: the annotation of a GenBank genome assembly